AUGGAUGAAAAUUCGUUCAAUGUUUUUGUAGAUGAACAACAACAACAACAAUCGAUCUCAUCAGAUUCGUCAACUAAUAAACACCAAGAACAAAUUCAUUCGUCUUCAUCAGAAUCUUCUCUAUUGUUGUCUUCAUCGUCAAAUACACCAGUAUCUAAUGUUAUUGAUAUCAGUCGUUCAGCUGGUGAAUUACCAGCCAAACCAAUACGUUCUUCUUAUCCAUCAAACAAAGAUAAAAGAUCUUUUCAUAGUCAAUGGUAUUCACGUUUUACUUGGCUAGAAUAUUCGGAAUUAACAGAUUCAGCCUAUUGUUAUUAUUGCAGACACUUUACUGAAAUUAAUUAUAAACAAUAUGUUGCACGUACAAAAUCUAGUACAAAUGUACUACAAGUGAUAGAUAAAUCAAGAAAUGAAUUGGUAAAACGUAAUCGUGAAAAACGAAUUAAAAUUGUCUCAACAUUACAUUUGUGUGGUCGGCAAAUGAUUGCUACACGAGGGCAUGAAGAAGGUGAAUCAUCAUUAAAUCGAGGAAAUUUCAUCGAAUUACUACGUUGGGCUAGUAGUACUGAUCCAGUUGCUUUAUCUAUUCUUGAAGAUAGUGAUCGAAAUGCAACUUAUCUUAGUCCAUGUAUACAAAAUGAGUUAAUUUCACUUUUAGCGAAUCAGAUUCAACAAAAAAUAUCAGAGAAAAUAAAAGGAUGUGUUUUUGCAUUGAUGGCUGACGAGUCCCGUGAUGUAUCUGGAUGUGAACAGCUUAGUGUAGUCAUACGUGUUAUUGAUCGUAAAGUUGAGACAAAUAAUGAUCGAAAUCAAUAUUCAUCUCUAUUCAAAGAAUAUUUUCUUGGUUUCGUCAAACUUGAUCAAUUUGAUGCUGAAACGUUAAAUAAAGAGAUUGCACAGCUUUUAUCGUCUUUAAAUAUUGAUUUACAAAAUUGUAUAGCAGUGUGUUUCGAUGGAGCGGCUGUUAUGGCUGGAAAAAAUGGUGGCGUGCAAGCUUUACUACGCCAACAAUAUAUUCCACACGCAAUCUACAUACAUUGUUAUGCACAUAAGUUGAACCUGGUCAUUUGUGAUGUUACAAAGGAAGUUCCCUAUUUAUCAGAAUUCUAUUCCAUCAUCAGUAAAAUUUAUACCUAUUUUCAUAAAUCAAGUGUGACGAAUGAAAUAUUCAAAUUAGUUCAACAAAGAUUAAAUUUAGGUACGAAUAUUUCGAGUUUAUUUAUCAGCAACAAAACAGAAGCUUGUUAUUUAUUUUUUGUAGAAGAUUCCUCCAGUAGCUCCACUACUACAGUAAAAAAAUGGGCUGAAACAAGAUGGGAUAGUCGUUGGACAUCUAUCAAAUAUAUUAUUCAAAAUUAUAAAGUUUUAAUUAAUAGUUUAGAAGAAUUAGCAGAUGAUGGUACAGAACGUUCCACAGAUGCACGAGGUUUAUUAUUAGCAUUAAAUGAACCAUUAUUCAUUGUAACUAUUUUCAUUAUGGAUCGUUUACUUGGUAAAAUAAAAAUCUUAUCAGAUCAAUUAAAGUCAAAAUCACUCGAUUUCGGUACAGCUCAUAGCUUGAUUAGUGCUGUUAUUAAUCAAAUUAGUGAGCUUAGAAAUGAGGAAGAAUUUACCAAAUUAUAUGAUCAAAUCAUUGAAUUUUCUGAUAAAAAUAAUAUUGAUUUGAACAAUAAAAUGAAAGAAAGAAGAGUAAGAAAAACUUCUACAAGAUUUAAUAACUGUUUAAUUACAUGUACAAUUGGACAACGUGAAGAAAUUAAUAAUAAAAAUAAAUAUAGAAUAUUUGUUUUCUAUCCAGUAAUUGAUUCUAUUCUUAUCGAAAUCAAUGAUCGUUUUUCGAAAACAAACAUGGAUAUUCUUCGUAGUGUUUCAUCAUUAUCACCUGAUAGUUCAAAAUUUUUAGAAAUAGAUGAGUUGAAAGCUUUAUGUGUAAUGUUAAAAUCGGAUAUUCAAUUAUUAAAUAAUGAAAUUCAAGUACUAAAGCCAAUGUUAAAACAAUUAAAACCAAAAAAUAUGAUCGAUUUAUAUUUUGAAGUUUUACCAUUCGAACAAGCGUUUCCAAGUAUUCUUUCACUUCUUAUCGGCGCAAUGACAAUUCCAGUAUCAUCUACCACAACAGAAAGGACCUUCAGUAAAAUGAAGCUCAUUAAAACUGUUGCACGUAACAGCAUGUCCGACAACAGGCUUAGUGAUUUAUCAUUACUAGCAAUUGAACGAGAGUUCUGCGUUGAUUAUGAAAAGAUUAUUGAUGCUUUUGCUAUUCAACAUAAGAACAGCAGAAUAAUGCUGAAGUAG
Rotaria socialis is the source of this 2295-nucleotide messenger RNA. Lineage: Eukaryota; Metazoa; Rotifera; Eurotatoria; Philodinida; Philodinidae. The record is from the annotation of a GenBank genome assembly.